CUACAUGUUUACUAUGCUCUCGGUCUAUAACGAUCUAUUGGUAUUAUUUAAAAAAAAUCAGAAAAUUUUAUUUAUACAAUAUCUGUCUCACAUAUUAUACCUAUUAUUAGAAAAAAAAAUUUAUACAAUACAUACCCAUCUUAUGUAUUAUACCAAUCUAUUGUUAUUAUUAGAAAAAAAUUAAAAAAAAAAUUUAUUAACAAAUCUUUUAGUGGUGUAAUUACUCAUUAUUUAUGACUAUG
This is a messenger RNA of Rhizophagus irregularis DAOM 181602=DAOM 197198, 242 nucleotides long. Lineage: Eukaryota; Fungi; Glomeromycota; Glomeromycetes; Glomerales; Glomeraceae. The record is from RefSeq and is a predicted model, not a curated record.